Messenger RNA from Rubroshorea leprosula, 679 nucleotides. Lineage: Eukaryota; Viridiplantae; Streptophyta; Magnoliopsida; Malvales; Dipterocarpaceae. The record is from the annotation of a GenBank genome assembly.
AGUGACGAGUUAGAAGGCUAGCCAUAUUGUAAUUGGAUAUAAGUUUUAGAUAUGAAUCAUGAUCUUGUAUUUGGAGAUUUUAUUGGAGAUUUAUGAUAUCAGAGAGAAUUUUAUAAUUUGAUCUUCAGAUUUUGAUGGUAUCAGAUUGUGGUGUGAUAAGUUCCGAGCCUUGUGCAUUUGUGGGACCCGUCUCAUGAGUGCACGGCGUCUAUCACGCCUCGGAUUUGGUUGGCUUAACAAGAGGAUUGGAGUUACCCUUGCUCAUUUUGAUAGGAAGUUGGGUCCCAAACCUCACAUACGGCAUGCUCCUAACUCGACCUUGGCUUGGAGAAGUCAAAGAGGAGGUGCCAUAGGAAAGGUUAAUAAAUCGUAUGUGGAAGUAGUAAAGGGAUCUAAAAUUAAAAUGUCGAGAAUCCUCGAAGGAGAUGGAAUAAAUGCUUAGAAGUUCUAUUAUAGCAACAUUAAGAGGUUUCCUUAGUGUUGAUUUGCUGCAUCAAUCUUUUAUCGCAGAAGGUAUAUGUUAGAUAUCAGAGUAAAACAUGUUGGUGGCUUUUGAUUCAUGUUCCAAUAUUUGGAUGAGGAUCUUUUCAAGGUGAUGAAGGAGGAUGGUUGGAGCUGAUUGCUUCACCGCUUUAGAAAGAUUGAAAUGUGGUGUCUAGAAUGAACUAAUAACCAUUAG